Messenger RNA from Musca domestica (house fly), 2791 nucleotides. RefSeq lists its product as uncharacterized. The transcript is spliced from 3 exons. The record is from RefSeq and is a predicted model, not a curated record. The coding region runs from base 474 to 1505 and encodes 343 amino acids. NCBI's taxonomy places the organism in Eukaryota, Metazoa, Arthropoda, Insecta, Diptera, Muscidae.
UUCUUUGUUUUGAUUUUAGUCUUUAUCAUUUAUUGCUUUGUCCCUCCUUAAUUAUUUAUGGCGACGGCAGUUAAUUUAAGGGCUUUGUAGUCUGGUGCAGCUCUCAUAUUCCAAUUAAAUUCCGGCAGUACCAGCAAUAACAAAUUAUUAAAUUCAAACUAAACAUUUCCAGGUCCAGAAAUAGUCCCUUAAAGAUUUCGGAAUUUGCCACGGUGUUCCACAAAUUAUUGACCUCCGAAAGUGAUAGUAAAAACCCAAAAGUAGUGACUCAGUGAGGAGGUCGUUCAGUUCAUAACAAAACCAAGCAAAACUAUUCAAAAGGCAAAGAAAAGAAAAAAUACGAAGUCCAACCAUUGCUGUGUGUGAAUCUGUGUGUUUGUGCGUACACACAGCUCGCCAGUCACUUGAACUAAAGAACAACAAGGGGGGAACAUUUUCUACCCUAACAAGGCACUCACACGCAAUCCAAAGAAAUGGCAACAGCUGCAGGGCCAAGUGAUACCAGUGUUUUGAAUAACACCACAGCGGCGACGCCGGUGCCCACAAAUCCUCAUGAAUUGGCGUUACAAAGUUUAUGCAAACAAAUUCUCAAAUCACGACUCUUUCGUGGUUUCUAUGAAGAGCGACGUUAUGUGGACAACGUCCAAGGUUACAGGGACAUUGUCAGCCUACACAAAUCGGAGAAAGAAUUGAAUAAACUACUCAAAGACAUACGUGACAAAUUGCAAAUGUUCUAUGCACAACAGAAUCCUGAUAUGUGGGUUGGUGUGACAUGUGGGCCGCUGGUUGGCAGCAAACCUACUCCCGGAGCCAUGGAUACAUUUAUAUGGGCAGAAAUUGAAGAUUUGGCAUUUGGUCAGUAUUGGUUUUCCAUAAAAUCUCUACGGUUUCGUGCCAACGAAGUAGUGGUGAAAUUGAAAGUGGUGCGCUCUGUAGAUUCUGAGGAAAUGUCAGAGAAAUAUAUCAAAACCUCAACGGUAUCAACGGAAACUGCCCAGGCAGACUCCACAACCACCGGUACUAAUACAGCAUCCGCAGCUGUAGAUGGUGUUGCGGAAAAAGAAGUGAAUUUACAAGAUUUUGCAAACCUCUUCCAGCAGUGGUAUGCUUCGUUUAAACAAACCAUCUAUGACUUUAUGGCCAAUGACAUUUCCAAAGAGAAUUUGAAAGGUGUUAUACGCUUCUUGGGUCUAGUCAUUGUCUCAUUGUGUUCAGGUGCAUUAAUGGCGGUGAAAUUUUUGGGUAUUUUCGCCAUACGCUUUAUGUUCGAAUUUAGCCGACUGACUCAUGUCCUAACGCCAAUUAUUUUGAAGAUAAUUGAAGUAUUUAAUAAAAUUGUGGGAGGUUUUUAUCUUCUACUGGCAAUGAUAUGGAAAGAUGCCGUGGUAAAUCGUAAUCAACCAAAAUCGGCAAUGCCAGCAUUGGAAUAUAAUCGACCCAUGUAUAAGAGUAUUCAGUAUGAUGUGCGACAGAGACGAUCUACAGGUGCAGCGGAUCAGCAAUGAAAUUAAAAACUAAAAUGGAUUGACAACAUUUGGUCAAAAGACAAUGUGAUUUCAACUGCAAUUUCUACUCACGGAGACUAUUCCUCGUUUAUUUCGGAAUUAAAGGACUUAUCCUAACUGAUCUAAAGAAUAUAAAAUGCUAAUAACUGUAGAAAAUUGUAUGUAGGCUUUUAAAGUCUGUACAACAUUUGGAUAAUAAUAACAUCAUUUAAACGAAAGGAUUAGGUUUUUUGCAUGACAAUACAAUAUAUUUGGCAAUUAAUUAUAUGGCUUUAACAACGAUUACAUUAAAUAGCUGGAGGACUACAAAAAUUCUAGUUGGAAUGUCAAAGUAUUUGAGCAAUAUACUUACAAAGCAAAUAAACGGAUAUUGGGUAUAGACUUAUGAAAAACUCCCAUCGUUUAAUAAAAGAAGAUCUUGUUUGUUCCUGUAUGACCAAGGCCUAAAUAAAGCCGGCCAGUAAGACCAUCUGGCUAUCAAGUUUGCUUUCUAAAACAUAAUUGUAAAUUGAAAUUUAAAGAAACUCAAAUCAUAAGUGGUCUUCUUGUCCGACCUCAUAUAGGCCUUGUAUAUGACGAAUAGGAAAGGAAAAUACCAUUCCAAAUGUGGCUUUCAAAUUUUUUAUGAAAUUCAAACAAAUCAAGUAUUCGAUAGUUGUUUGGGAUUGUGUUUAUCUUUUGCGUUCUUUUAUUAUAUAGUCAUAGAGGAACAGGCUCUUAAAAUCAUUUGCUAUGUGUGUGUAUAUAGGUCCCAAAAUACUUGCCUAACAAUCCGAACACUUACUUCUCCAGCUAUGUAUGUAUGAUAUUAUUUUUUAGUAAAAAUGUUUUAUUAUAAAUUAUCUCCUCUAAAUUUACCUUUUUAAGCAAGCAACAAUUUUGUAUUAAGACGAAAAAAUAUAUAAGCGAAAUUAACUGGAAUGUGGGUUAAAUUGUAUUUAUUAUUAAAAAACAUAUAAAAAUAUUAAAACAUUUAGAACAAUUUUAUACAAAACUCAAGUGGUAUCUUACACAAAAUAAAUGUCUAAACCUUCCUAUACACCUAUUUUUAUAUAUACUCUUUAGACAUAUUAUUUUCUCAUGCACCAUAUACAGUCUCUAUAAAAGAAUUUGUCACAAAAUACAAGUAUAAACUGGGUACAAUACUUACCUAAAUGGGUAUUUAUUGUGCAGAUUUUUUUUCAGAGAAAACAAAAAAAAUAUGUAAAAAUGUUGUGCUUAUAUUUUUAAUUUAUUUGUUAGGCAAAUAAAUUUUAAAAUGCAAAAGUUCAUUAAAAAUUGUAAAA